Messenger RNA from Vitrella brassicaformis, 1337 nucleotides. NCBI's taxonomy places the organism in Eukaryota, Vitrellaceae. The record is from the annotation of a GenBank genome assembly.
GUGUGAUUCGCUUUCCUCGCAUCAUCAUGGGCGCGUACAAGUAAGGGAGACCACAGGGAAGACAGCUUGACGGGAGAUCUUGAGGAUCUCUGUCUUGUGUGUGUCCUGCAGGUACCUGGAGGAGCUGUGGAAGAAGAAGCAGUCGGAUGUGCUCCGAUUCCUUCUCCGCGUCCGCACAUGGGAGUACCGGUGACCAACGCACACAGGGAGGGAGGGAGAGAGGGGGGCACGGGUGCUGACAGACAGAUGCGAGCGCAAGACAGCUCUGACGAAGGCAGGCAGGCAGGCAGUCAGAUAGCUCGUGUGACCACCGCUUGUGGAUGUGUUGUGUCUUCUGGCUGGCGUUGUGUGUUUGGUUUGGUGUGCUGUAGUCACCUGCCUGCGGUGCACCGUGCGUCCCGUCCGACUCGUCCUGACAAGGCGCGUCGUUUGGGUUACAAGGCCAAGCAGGGGUUCGUCAUCUACCGCGUCCGUGUGCGUCGUGGGGACCGCAAGAAGAUGGUGAGCAAGGGCAUCGUCUACGGCAAGCCCAAGCACCACGGUAUCCGCAAGCAGAAGAGCACCCGCAACCUCCGCAGCGUCGCCGAGGAGCGGGUGGGCCGCAAGGUGUGCGCCGGGCUGCGCGUCCUCAACUCCUACUGGGUGGCCCAGGACGCCACUUACAAAUUCUUCGAGGUCAUCAUGGUCGACCCCUCCCACAACGCCAUCCGCAAGAACACACGAUACAACUGGAUCUGCGACGCCACACACAAGCACCGCGAGCUCCGCGGACUCACCAGCGCAGGUCGGUAGAGAUAGAUGAUAUCGCUACACAGGGAGGGAGGGAGGGGGACCCACUAUACACGUGUGUACCGUUUCUCUCAAUGUGUGUGUCACAUGUUGCAGGCAAGAAGUAUCGUGGUCUGCGGACCAAGGGCGGUGGUGCGGCCCGGCUGCGCCCCUCGCGGCGCGCCACCUGGCGCCGACGACAGUUCCUCCAGCUCAGGCGAUACAGAUAAACACACGACAAUGCCCACACCCGGACGCCUCCCCCCCCUGCACCAGUCAGCCUGCCGCCUCUUGUCGUGCGUGCACGUGUUGCCGCUUUGGUCCGUCUGCUCGCCGUGUUUCAACCGAGAUGGCGGUGGGCGGGAUGGGUAGGGAGGGAGGGGCCUGGGCGUGUUGGCAGGAGGGACGAUGGUUGGAUGGACGGACGGACGGGGUGGUGGCGAUUCUCGUGUGGUGCAUGGCUGUCUCGUGACGUCAGUGUGCGUGAGAGCGUGAGGAAACUGUGCCUCUGCUCAGUCAAACUUGCCAUGGUUUACUUGGUUGGUUGCCUUGCCGCGUACCAAUGCGUU